Molecule: messenger RNA, 1805 nt
Organism: Maniola jurtina (meadow brown)
Lineage: Eukaryota; Metazoa; Arthropoda; Insecta; Lepidoptera; Nymphalidae
Exons: 3
Coding region: 78-1598 (506 amino acids)
Biological process (GO): regulation of transcription by RNA polymerase II
Cellular component (GO): nucleus
Molecular function (GO): transcription cis-regulatory region binding; DNA-binding transcription factor activity, RNA polymerase II-specific; zinc ion binding
Source: RefSeq, a predicted model, not a curated record
CGUCAAUCAAACGUAUGUUAUGUAAAUAAGAUGUAAAUAAAUAAUGUGAAGAAAAACAACAGAAGAAUUAGUGAAAAAUGUCUUCAACAUUGAAUAUAGACGAUUUGAGUGCAAUAGAUCUGUCUCUAAUAUGUCGCGGAUGUUUAGCGACGUCUGGAGAAAUGAAAAAUAUGGUCGAAUGGGGCUUAUUAGACGAAUUUUAUAAGCUUACAAAUGUCCAGGUAAACACAGCAGAUAAUCCGUCUCUACUGCUUUGUGUGCAAUGCGAGGAUGUCAUACACAAGUGUAGGAGCUUCAAAGCCACCUGCCAGAAAGCUGAUGAGUUAUUGAGGACUGCUUUAGAGAAGAAACUAUCCAGCGAUCUUCAUAAACUUGGAGACUCCUCAUCAACUUCACAAGAAAACUCAAUACACACAGAGUUAACUGAAAAUCAACUCAUAAUAAAAAUAAUAGCGCCUCACAUGGACUCAAAAAUAAAUCUGCCUUGCCUCUAUUGUAACUCUGAAUUCCUAAAACGAACAGAUUUGAUGUACCACUUAGUUAAACAACAUAAAGUAAUUAAACGUUUUAAUGUAGAUUUAAAAUAUUAUUGCCAUAUAAAAAACUGUUCAUAUCACAUAAGCUCAGGCACAGAAAAACAUUUCACAGGCAGAAAAUACCUAAAUCAACACAUAUUCAAAGUUCACAGAGACAAAAUAAUUUGUGACGCGUGCAAUUUGGCCUUUUUCAAUGAUGUUGAUUUCAAACGGCAUUUGAAAACCUGUAAUUCCAUAUUCAUGUGUCAGGCUUGCGAUAAACCGUUUAAGACGUAUGAAAGUUUCUUAGUACAUUUGUUAAGGAAGCAUCCCGAAUUGCAUAAGCAAUAUAUGGUUGAGAGGAAAGCUGAAAAACGUGGUUUAGACACUCGAUUUGAUGCAAAAAAGGUUAAAAUUAAAAAAACGUGUUCCAAUAAAACUGAUUUAUAUUUAGAUAAAGCUGAAAAAUCUAAUUCAGAAAGUAAUGUUGAUACAAAAAAGAUUAAAACCGAUAAAAAUAAGACAGAAUCGGAUAAAUUAGAUAAAUCGGAGUUUUUCUGCGACAGUCCAAAGCGUUCUUUUGCAACUCAGACGUUAGAUUUCGAAAAACAUAUCAAAAAUGAUGUAACUCUACCAUCUUGGCAGGCUGAAAAAUCGGAUGAUACAAAAAAAGAUGAAAUGUCAACUCAAACCGUAUUUGAAGACUUAUUAUCGUUAAAAUCUAAUAUGAGUGAGGAUGAUGCAAUGUUUUCUGACUCAGUAUCGCUAUCGGAUAUUCAGACUCAAACUCUACCGUUAGAGUUCGGUUUGAGUCGAUCUAAUAAAGAGACUAUUACCUCCGAGACUCAGUCACCAGACUUGAGUAUCAAAGAGACUCAAACUUGUCUAUGUCUCUACGACUCUCCCAAACCCAAUUUUAGAUGUACAGAAAGCGUUUCCUCAAGCCCUAGUACAUUUAAUAUGUUGACCUCAACUGAGACCCAAACUUUGGACCUUAGGGGUAGCUUUUAUAAUGAUUUUUUGAGUUUUUCGUCAGCGGAGACUCAGACUUGUUUUGACGAUGAUGGUAAUAAAGAUUUAUGAUAUUGGUUUUAAUUGUUAUUGCUUUGCAAUUCGGGGGUUUUAUGAUAUGGUUUUUUUAUUUAGAGACUUGUAGAAACUAACACGCACAACGAAUAAUAAAAAUAAGAAUCACACUAUCACAUCACACUAAUAUUUUAAAGGCGAAAGUUUGUGUGUAUGUUUGUGUGUGUGUGUAUGUUUGUUACUCCUUCACGCAAAAACUACUGG